Messenger RNA from Callorhinchus milii (elephant shark), 1413 nucleotides. RefSeq names its product tyrosine-protein phosphatase non-receptor type substrate 1-like. The record is from RefSeq and is a predicted model, not a curated record. The transcript has 8 exons. NCBI's taxonomy places the organism in Eukaryota, Metazoa, Chordata, Chondrichthyes, Chimaeriformes, Callorhinchidae. Bases 111 to 1172 code for a protein of 353 amino acids.
UACAGACACAGGAAGUUAAACGACACUGCGAGAUAUUUCAUAUUAAACAGUCAGCAAACGUUUGUUACACCUAACAACUGGUUCAGGGUGAGUCUUAACAACCGAUCACAAUGAUGGCGAGUGAUGUGAUAUCCUAUAUUUGUCUAAUAGGGAUUAUUGCCACAGUUCCAGGUGAUGCAUCGAUGGACGUGCGUCAAUAUCCUAUAGCAACGACAGCAUUGCGAGGUGACAACGUUAAAUUCACCUGCUGGGCUGUCACUGAUCAACAAAGUUCAGACAUUACAGUUUUCUGGUGGAAACGAGGAGAGAGUCAAUACUUGAACACAAAACCUGACAACAGGAAAAUAUUCAAUUCCCAAACAUUCCAGCUCCUAAAUGUGACUUUCCGCGACUCAGGUGUCUAUCUCUGUGCAGUAAUCCAACUGGGGAAAGCAGUAGGAAAUGGAACUGGAUCACGUUUAACUGUACGCGUCCCCCCAACCCCACUGAAGAUAUUCCCCAGAGCUUCUGAAAGAGAUUCAUCAAAGUCUCUGACACUUGUGUGUGAAACGGCUGAGUUUUUUCCGGGAGAUGUAACGCUGACUUGGUAUAAAAAUGGCAAUGAAGUUAAAACUGGGAUAAAUGACACCAAAGAAAAGAAUUCAAAGGGACUUUACAAAGUUUCGAGUUCUAUGGAAGAGACACAGUCUGUACAGAACGGAGUUGUUUAUCUCUGUCUGGUAUCACAUAUCAGCCUUCGGGUUCCAGCGGUUGUCAAGUUCACCGUUUCUAACCCCAGCACAGCACUGGAAGCUAAGGAUCAUUAUAAAUGGAUCGCUGGAGGUACAGCUGGAGGGCUGGUAUUUCUGCUGCUUUUGAUCAUCGUUGGGAAACAAUGCCAAUUAAACAAAAGGAAAGGCUCACGCAGUCACCAGAACAGAUCGGGCUAUUGCGAAGAACAGACAAAGCGCGGAGUAGAGAACGAGCCGGUGGCUUAUGUUGCAUUGAAUUUGAAUAAUUCCAAGAAAACUCCAAGACCUAAAAAACAAGAGGAGAGGACUGUGUACGCCCAGACGCUGCAGGGAGCAAAGAAUGAGCCGGUGACUUAUGCCAAAGUGGAUUUGAAUCAUUGCAAGAAAACUCCCAGAAAUAACAAACAAGACGAGAGAACUGUGUACGCCCAGACCAAGUAAAGGGCAGCCAGGAACAAUCUGACGUGUGAUGAUCUGGAUACACAUUCACCCAAAAAACCAGGAAAACCUAAAAGAUACCUUAAGGAUACAGCGUAUGCAGAGCUCCAUGUGAGAAACCACGGUGGAGCAGCAGAGGCUAUCUGCAGGGAACCAAGUUCCAAGUAAUGCAACAGGGGCAGAAACUGAUAUUGGUGUAUAUUGAAUGUAUUUUUCCAAUUUACCCAAUGAUGUGCCACAUUGG